UUUCUCUUUCAUAAUAUAUCUGAGCUCUGCUCAGAAUGCUGCUAAGUUAAGUUCACAAAAUUUUAUGAUUUCUUUAUCUUCUCUCUGUAAGAAGGCUUCAGUGCAGUCUCUGAUCAGUAUUAUUAUAUAUCUGCACUGCACUAAGCAGCUGAAGAAAGAGAGAAUCUUAUACAUCUAUUUCUUCUCUUACUUCUAUUAUUUCUAUUAUAUCUGUAAUAAUAACUUCUAUCUUUCU
Molecule: messenger RNA, 235 nt
Organism: Blastomyces gilchristii SLH14081
Lineage: Eukaryota; Fungi; Ascomycota; Eurotiomycetes; Onygenales; Ajellomycetaceae
Exons: 1
Source: RefSeq, a predicted model, not a curated record